Leopardus geoffroyi (Geoffroy's cat) is the source of this 3756-nucleotide messenger RNA. RefSeq names its product delta like canonical Notch ligand 1 (gene DLL1). Gene Ontology annotation, molecular function: calcium ion binding. NCBI's taxonomy places the organism in Eukaryota, Metazoa, Chordata, Mammalia, Carnivora, Felidae. The transcript has 10 exons. Gene Ontology annotation, cellular component: membrane. The coding region runs from base 771 to 3071 and encodes 766 amino acids. The record is from RefSeq and is a predicted model, not a curated record. Gene Ontology annotation, biological process: Notch signaling pathway; cell communication; multicellular organism development.
UCGGCGCGCACCCGCGGAGAGCGGCCGGGCCGAGCGCGCACCGGACGCGCAGCCGUGGCGCGGCGUCUCAGCUCGCCACCCGCCGCCCUGUGCCGGGACCCCGUGCUGUUUAUGUGGAUGGCACCGGCUGGGUCCUUCGGGGAGACGCGUGUCUGCGCGGGGGCGCGGGACACACGAGUCCGGGACGCUCCCGGCACGCACGCCGCCGCCGAGUGACACGGGCCCGAGCCGCAGGGCGCGCCGCGCACACUCGCCGCCGCCGCCGGGGUCCCUGCGCGCGCUCCGCGGGGCCCGGGAUUAUCGCCUCGCCGGUGGGAUUUCCAGACCUCGGCUCUCUAAUCGGACUCGGAGGAAGCUCUUUGGGAAUUAAGCUGAAAAUCUGGACGCUUCCUCCCCUCCCCCCCCUUUUUUUCCCUGGGAAGAAGCUCGAGACAAAACCAGGAAGCCAACGACCCCUACCUACUGGUGGACUGGAAGAAAGGAGGAAAACCGAAAGUUGCGGCUCCAUCGGCAGUCUCAGAGCCAGCCCUUUGCUCGUGCACCCCCAGAGCGCCGUCACCCGCGCAGGGCGGAUCUGGACGACCGCAGCCCCCGAAAGAGGAGACACGGGCUCCGGAAGAAAGGAGCCCUGAUCACCCCGGCCCGCGGCGGAGCGGCGGCGCUUCUCUGUCCACGCUCCUGGGGGCCACGGCCACCCUCGGGCACCCCCCGCAGUUCUAGGGCCCGAAGGCGGGGGCGCAGGGGAGCUCGAGCGCGUCCAGCGGUGCACCAUGGGCCGCCGGUGCGCCCUGGCCCUCGCCGUGGUGUCGGCCCUGCUGUGCCAGGUCUGGACCUCCGGGGUGUUCGAGCUGAAGCUUCAGGAGUUCGUCAACAAGAAGGGGCUGCUGGGAAACCGCAACUGCUGCCGCGGGGGCGCGGGGCCGCCGCCGUGCGCCUGCAGGACCUUCUUCCGCGUGUGCCUCAAGCACUAUCAGGCCAGCGUGUCUCCUGAGCCACCCUGUACCUACGGCAGCGCCGUCACGCCGGUGCUGGGCGUGGACUCCUUCAGCCUGCCCGACGGCGCGGGCGCCGACCCCGCCUUUAGCAACCCCAUCCGCUUCCCCUUCGGCUUUACCUGGCCGGGCACCUUUUCGCUGAUCAUUGAAGCCCUUCACACAGAUUCUCCUGAUGACCUCACAACAGAAAACCCAGAAAGACUCAUCAGCCGCCUGGCCACGCAGAGGCACCUGACUGUGGGCGAGGAGUGGUCUCAGGACCUGCACAGCAGCGGCCGAACAGACCUCAAGUAUUCCUACCGCUUUGUGUGUGACGAGCACUACUACGGGGACGGCUGCUCCGUCUUCUGUCGCCCCCGAGACGACGCCUUCGGCCACUUCACCUGCGGGGAGAGGGGGGAGAAAGUCUGCGAUCCUGGCUGGAAAGGCCAGUACUGCACUGAACCAAUCUGCUUGCCAGGAUGCGACGAGCUGCAUGGGUUUUGUGACAAGCCAGGGGAGUGCAAGUGCAGAGUGGGCUGGCAGAGCCGGUACUGUGACCAGUGCAUCCGGUACCCCGGCUGCCUCCACGGCACCUGCCAGCAGCCCUGGCAGUGCAACUGCCAGGAGGGCUGGGGUGGCCUCUUCUGCAACCAGGGUGAGCCCCCAGCCCCAUCCAGCAGCCCUGGGCUUCCCCGGCUUCGUCACGGGGAAGAUGUGGUCUCCCUGAGUCUGACCCUGGGCUGCUCUCUCCUCCUUCUCCCGCCUCUGCCCCUCACAGACCUGAACUACUGCACACACCACAAGCCCUGCAGGAACGGGGCCACCUGCACUAACACGGGCCAGGGAAGUUACACCUGCUCUUGCCGGCCGGGGUACUCAGGGGCCAACUGUGAGACGGAGAUCGACGAGUGUGGCGCCAGCCCCUGCAGGAAUGGAGGCAGCUGCACGGACCUUGAGAAUGGCUACUCUUGCACGUGCCCACCCGGCUUCUACGGCAGAAUCUGUGAGCUGAGUGCCAUGGCAUGUGCCGACGGCCCCUGCUUCAACGGGGGACGGUGCUCAGACAACCCCGAGGGAGGGUACACCUGCCGCUGCCCCGUGGGCUUCUCCGGCUUUAACUGCGAGAAGAAGGUGGAUUCCUGCAGCUCUUCACCCUGUUCCCAUGGUGCACAGUGUGUGGACCUUGGUGAUGCUUACCUGUGCCGCUGCCAGGCUGGCUUCUCCGGGAGGCGCUGCGAGGACAACGUGGAUGAUUGUGCCUCCUCCCCGUGUGCCAACGGGGGCACCUGCCGGGACGGCGUGAACGAGUACUCCUGCACCUGUCCCCCAGGUUACACAGGCAGGAACUGCAGUGCCCCUGUCAGCAGGUGUGAGCACGCGCCCUGCCACAACGGGGCCACCUGCCACGAGAGGGACCGGCGUUACCUGUGUGAGUGCGCCCGGGGCUACGGGGGCCCCAACUGCCAGUUCCUGCUGCCUGAGCCGCCCCCGGGCCCGGCGGUGGUGGUGGACCUCACCGAGAAGUACGUGGAGGGCCAGGCCGGGCCCUUCCCCUGGGUGGCCGUCUGUGCCGGCGUGGUGCUUGUCCUCAUGCUGCUGCUGGGCUGUGCCGCCGCCGUGGUCUGUGUGCGGCUCAGGCUGCAGAAGGACCGGCCCCCUGCCGAGCCCUGCCGUGGGGAGGCGGAGACGAUGAACAACCUGGCCAACUGCCAGCGCGAGAAGGACGUCUGUGUCAGCGUCAUCGGGGCCACGCAGAUCAAGAACACCAACAAGAAGGUUGACUUCCACGGGGACCAUGGGGCUGAUAAGAACGGUCUCAAGGCCCGCUACCCUGCUGUGGAUUAUAAUCUAGUGCAGGACCUCAAGGGCGACGCUGCGGCCGCCGUCAGGGACCCCCAUGGCAAGCGUGACGCCAAGGGCCAGCCCCAGGGCCCUGCAGGGGAGGAGAAGAGCACCCCGACACUCAGGGGUGGAGAAGCACCUGAAAGAAAAAGACCAGACUCUGUGUAUUCUACUUCAAAAGACACAAAGUACCAGUCGGUGUACGUCAUAUCGGAGGAGAAAGACGAGUGCGUCAUAGCGACCGAGGUGUGAAAUGGAAGCGAUACGGCAAAGUUCCCGUUUCUCUUAAAAUAAAUAAAAUUCCAAGGAUAUAUGCCCCAGUGGAUGCUGCUUGAAAGAGGAAAGGGAGACCCACGGACUGCUGCUGAGGAACCGAUCCGGACCCAGCCGGCUCUCCCUUCCGAGGCCAGCUGGGGACGCGGCGUGGCUGCAGCUCGGCGGCGGCCAAGGGGCCUGUUGCACUGCCUUCUAGGACGUUCCCGUUGCACUAUGGACAGUUGGCUUUUAAAAAAUAUAUAUUUAAAUGAAUGGACUUAAUUACUACGUGAGAAGCAUGCACUGCCUGAAGUGUAUAUUUUGGGUUCUCAUGAGCCGGUCUUUUCUUGAAUUAGAAUCACAAACACUGCCUUUAUCGUCCUUUUUGAUACUAAAAUGUGUUUUUUCUAGGUGGAAAAAAAAUGUGUGUUAUUUUUUUGGACUUGUAAAAAUAUUUUUCAUGAUAUCUGUAAAGCUUGAGUAUUUUGUGAUGUUCAUUUUUUAUAAUUUAAAUCUUUGGUAAAUAUGUACAAAGGCACUUCGGGUCUAUGUGACUAUAUUUUUUUGUAUAUAAAUGUAUUUAUGGAAUAUUGUGCAAAUGUUAUUUGAGUUUUUUACUGUUUUGUUAAUGAAGAAAAUCCUUUUUAAAAUAUUUUUCCAAAAUAAAUAUUAUGAACGACGA